Molecule: messenger RNA, 2100 nt
Organism: Culicoides brevitarsis
Lineage: Eukaryota; Metazoa; Arthropoda; Insecta; Diptera; Ceratopogonidae
Product: protein snail
Exons: 2
Coding region: 200-1876 (558 amino acids)
Biological process (GO): regulation of DNA-templated transcription
Molecular function (GO): DNA-binding transcription factor activity, RNA polymerase II-specific; RNA polymerase II cis-regulatory region sequence-specific DNA binding
Source: RefSeq, a predicted model, not a curated record
UAUCGAUUUUAAUUUCAAUUCGAUGUUGUGAAGGAUUCGAACUUUUUAAUUGUUUAUGAAAAACACGCCAGAACUUUUUCCCUUGUUGAAUGGGUGAAUAAAAUUUUUCAAUCAAGUCAUCACCAGCAUCGCAUCGCCCGGUACCUGAUUUUUCCCCGAGUUACGAAAAAAAAAAUUCGCAAAAAUUCCCUCGAAAAAGAUGCCACGUUGUCUUAUGGCGAAAAAGUGGAAGGCCUACCCGUGGCCCGACAGAUCGGAAGAGCCAAGUACCUCGUCCUCUUCCAGUCAAAGUCAUUCGCCGCCACAACCAGCUCCCAGUCAGGAACCACCCGUCACACAAACUCCGGCCGUUGCAUCGGAAGUCGUGAUUGACGAGGAAGAGGAAAUUGACGUGGUCGGCGAUGCCAAUAACGGCACCACAAAAAGUGUCGCCACAACACAACAAUCAUCGACGGGCUGGGGACCCUCGAGUCCGACGGCAGGUGCUACGGCGCCAAGCCCCCCGCCACAUUCCCCCGAAGCGACACGUGGUUCCACAAUUAUGUAUAACGGUUACGGUCACGACAUUUCGCCAAUGCAUUUCACAGCUUACCUGCCAAGACUCAACGGUUCCGAGCACCCGGAUGUGACGUCACUCCUGGCGUCCUCCAAUUCCAGCAACAGUUCGAGCAGCAGCAGCAGCAGUAGUAGCAACAGUCCCACAUCCGCAGUACCCCAUUACCUUGCAUUCCACUCGCCGACGGGCGAAAGUAGUAAUGCCGCCAACAAAAAGAGUCUCGCAAUGUGCUUUACCAGUACGGGAGCUGCUUUGUCACUGCCGCCCAAAAAGAAGGACAUUUAUCGCCCGUACUCCCUCGAUGACAGGCCAUCGCACCACACCUCUCGUACCUACGAAAUGCGAAUACCGGCGGAAGAGGAUUUGCAUGCAGCGCACGCCAUCUUGGAUCUGAGUGCAUCAACGGCAUUUCUGCCGCCACCUCCAACGCCAUCUAGCGGCAAAAGCAGUAGUUCGAAUGUCACGACAAUUUUAGUGUCGUCGCCGGCCCAUUCAUCGUCGUCGUCGUCAGACUCGAUGCACUUGCAGCAUCUGGUCCAGAACGAAAACAAAAAUAACACAAAUAUAAUUAAAAGUAGCGAAGCAUCCUCUGCCUCCAGUAGUAGCAAUGGCGGCAGCAAUAGUAACGAUGCAAAUCGCGGUGAUUCUCUCGAAAAUUCGGGCAGCACCAAAACAGUCGCGUACACUUAUGAAGCAUUUUUCGUCAGUGACGGUAGGUCCAAACGGAAAAACCCGGCAGAGGUAUUGCAGCAACCCGAAAGCAAAACCAAAUAUACCUGUUCCGAGUGCGGCAAGCAAUAUGCCACGUCGAGUAAUUUGUCGCGGCACAAGCAAACGCACCGGAGUCUCGAUUCACAAUCCGCCAAAAAGUGCAACGUUUGCAACAAAGCCUACGUUUCGAUGCCAGCGCUCGCCAUGCACAUCCUUACGCACAAGCUAUCGCACAGUUGUGAUGUCUGUGGCAAACUCUUUUCGCGUCCAUGGCUCCUUCAAGGUCAUUUAAGAUCCCACACUGGCGAAAAACCCUAUGGAUGCGCGCAUUGCGGCAAAGCAUUCGCCGAUCGCAGCAAUUUGCGAGCUCAUAUGCAAACGCACUCUAUCGACAAAAAUUUCGAAUGCCAGCGCUGCCACAAAACGUUCGCUCUGAAAUCCUACUUGAACAAACAUCUCGAGUCGGCGUGUUUCAAGGACGAAGGCAGCACUGGCAUGAAUAUCCAUGCCCUCGAUACCUGCGAAAACAACAACACGCUCGUGAAAAACCAAAAUGGCGGCGGCAUUACGAUCCCCAUUCCGAUUGUCGGAACACCAGGCAGAUACUAACCGGGCGUCUCCACUUUUUAAUCAAUAUAUACGAGAAAAAAAACAGCUUUAAAUUUUUACGUGAACAAAAAACCACACACAUCGACAGUAGCGACAGGCAGCCUUAACAACGAACGUCGUCAACGAACACAUUUUUUUCGGGUGGUAUGAAAUUUUAAGUAAGUGACCUAAAAAAUUAUUAAUUAUUGAUAUAUAAUUAAUACGAUAUUUUUGUCACACUCGUA